UUUAUUUUGAAACUCCCUACCGGAACCUGUGUGUUCAACUGUAUUUGUUUGAAGCUGUUUGUUUACAGGUGCGAUUUAUCGGAGAAAUGUCCUAAAACAAGCUGCAUUUAAUCACUUUCAUUCAGCAUAAUGAAGCUGAGGGUUCGGAUCCUCCGUCAGACGAGCCGGGUCGAGUUAUCUGGAGAAGACCCGAGUCUGAAGGAGCUCUCAGACCUGAUCAGGGACACGCUGGUGUCCAAUCACGGACUCAGGUCGGACAGUGAGUUCAGUUUGUCUCUGAACGGCUCUGAGCUUCUCUCCGUCUCCGGGCAGACUCUGUCCUCCUGUGGCAUCGUGUCCGGAGACCUGAUCUGCGUCCUGAUGCCCGACUCCACGGAUCCAAACCCAAACCGCUCCACAACCAAAUCCUCCUGCAGCUCCAACACAUCUAACUACCAAACCUGCUCCUCCUCCUCCUCCUCCUCCUCCUCCUCCUCCUCCUCCUCCUCCUCCUCCUCCUCCUUCACCUCCUGCAGCUCCAAUGCUUCCUAUGAAUCCUGCAGCUCCUCCAGCAGCUCAGAGACCCAGCAGCCGGCCCUGACCUCCGGCCCAGUGAGAGUUACCUGUGGAGCGUCUGAUGAUGAUCCUGCAGCAGCCUCUCCCCCCCCGGAUGAUUUACCCCCCCGUUACUGCACCUGGGAGCCCAUGCUGUGCAGCGAGGCGGGGGAGGCUCAGGCUCCUCUCUCUCUGGAGCUGCUCCACCUCGCUGCCCUCCCCUCCAGCCCCGGGGACGCCCUCAUGGUGGCAGCUCACCUGCUGAUGCUGGAGACCGGAUUCCUGCCGCAGGACUGUGCUACAGGUCAGAUGCCUGCAGGAUGGAGGUCUCCUGCUGUCUAUAGGCUGCAGUACUCUCACCCUCUGUGUGAAAACAGCCGAGUCAUGGUGCUGGCUGUUACCAUGGGCCCUGAACUCGUCAUCAACGCGACUCUGAAAGUGGGGGAGAAGGUGGACACCGUCCCCAAACUGUGUGUGAAGCCGGACAGAUUCCUCACCCCCCAGUGGAGAGGGGAAAGUGCGGCCGCUGCGUUCAAAGACCUGAACAAAUUGUCUCGUCUCUUCAAAGAUCAGCUGGCCUAUCCUCUGAUCGCUGCAGCUCGAGCAGCGAUGUCCCUCCCGGUGGUGUUCGGGCUCCCCGCCCUCCCCCCCGAGCUUCUGCUGCGAGUCCUCCGGCUGCUGGACGUCAAAUCAGUGCUCAGCGUGUCCUCCACCUGCAGACACCUGCACAGCUGCAGCCAGGACGCCUCGCUGUGGAGACACCUCUUCCAGAGAGACCUCCGAGGUGCAGAACCCAGCAGAGACGUGGACUGGAAGGAGCUGUACAGAACACACUACAAACAUCGAUGUGAUCGGCUGAGACGGAUCCGUCACCCCCGGCCCUUCAUCCUGCCCCCGCUCCCCGUUAAUCCCCUGCCCCCCAUGUACCCCCCACUGCCCCCAAUGUACCCCCCCCUGCCCCCCGGCAUCAUUGGUGGGGAGUACGACCAGCGACCCGGCCUACUCCCCCCCCGCCCUCGCUACGACCCCAUCCACGGCGUCCCGCCACUGCCAGACCGUAGACCCAGGGCGGGGGGGUGGAGACCUGCGGACGUCCGGAGGGGCUUCAUCUGAGCGCUUCUUCUUCUGCAGAAAUAAAACGGCACAGAUCUAAACUGAUUAAUCUGAACGAGGCUUUUGUAACUUCUUUUAAUAAAAUAACUGGUUCUGAUGUUGCUCUGAUUGUAAUAUUACUAUAUCCAUCAUUCUGCUCAUAAAACCGAGUCUGUUCUGAUUGGUUUGCUCUGUUCUGAUUGGUCAACCCCUUAGCAAUGUCCCGCCCCUUAGCCUGUCACUUACAAUGUGUUGGAGAAAUGUCGACUUAUUAUGGUUUGUGUUAUACCCUCUGAUUUAUUUCCUAAUUAUUUUUUGACCCCCAAAUUAAUUUGAUUUUAAAGGGGUACAAACUAAAACUACUAAACUUCAUUAAAAUUACAAAAAAUAAACUUCAUAUAUUUUC
Messenger RNA from Eleginops maclovinus (Patagonian blennie), 2032 nucleotides. RefSeq names its product F-box protein 7 (gene fbxo7). Gene Ontology annotation, biological process: positive regulation of autophagy of mitochondrion. The record is from RefSeq and is a predicted model, not a curated record. NCBI's taxonomy places the organism in Eukaryota, Metazoa, Chordata, Actinopteri, Perciformes, Eleginopidae. Gene Ontology annotation, molecular function: protein kinase binding. The transcript has 9 exons. The coding region runs from base 130 to 1647 and encodes 505 amino acids.